UUAUAAAAGCUUGACAUCCCCUCCUACAAACCAUAAGAAAAGUAACUGGGUAUUUUUCUUAUGCGCUGUUGCUUUGUGCGUCCAGUUCAGUGACCGUCCAAACUGUGAAUCUCAAGUUAAAGCCAUGGCCAAGGACAUGACUCUGCUGUGGGGGACCGGCUCUUGUCCCUGUUGGAGGGUGAUGAUCGCUCUGGAGGAGAAGAGCCUGCAGGGCUACAACCACAAACUGCUGUCCUUCGAGAAAAUGGAGCACAAGUCCCAAGAAGUGUUAGAUAUAAACCCCAGGGGACAGAAACUGAUCCCAGAUGGCCCAGCAGAACAAGCUCUGAUGUACCAGCGCAUGUUUGAGGGUCUCACAUUCUACGAGAAACUCAAUGCAGUUAUCUACUAUGACUGGUAUGUCCCUGAAGGUGAGAGACAUGAGUCGGCUCUGAAGAGGAACAAAGAAGCUCUGGUCACUGAACUCAAACUCUGGGAGAGUUACCUGCAGAAGCUGGGCUCAGGCUCUUACCUGGCAGGACCAUCUUUCACGCUAGCAGACGUGGUCGUUUUUCCAACAGUUGGGUUGUCUCCAGAGCGUUAUCCUAAACUGGGAGAGUACUACAAUCUGCUGAAGGAGAGACCCAGUGUCAAAGCCAGCUGGCCUCCUCAUUGGUUGGAGAACCCCAAGGGCCAAGAUGCACUGAAAGACAUCUGAUAUUCAUACACAGAUGUAAACAUGAUGCUGCAUAAUGACAGAGCAGCUCCUUGUUGCCCUUAUGCAUUCUGUGUAUAUCUAACAACAGUUUCUGGUUACUCAUACAUGUUCAGCUUUGUCUAAUAGCAGAAUAACUCAGUCACACUAUCGUAAAGUAAAGAACUAGUUUUCCCUGCUCAAAGCUAGCUCAAAUGCUUUGUGUUUCCAUGACUUUGCAUAGUUCAAUAAUGCAUCCUUUCCACAACUUUGCAUCUUUUUUUUGUCUUUUCAAUAAAAUAAAUGUGCAUUA
Messenger RNA from Pundamilia nyererei, 986 nucleotides. Its product is annotated as glutathione S-transferase A-like. The coding region runs from base 125 to 697 and encodes 190 amino acids. The record is from RefSeq and is a predicted model, not a curated record. The transcript is spliced from 5 exons. Lineage: Eukaryota; Metazoa; Chordata; Actinopteri; Cichliformes; Cichlidae.